This is a messenger RNA of Syzygium oleosum, 3805 nucleotides long. RefSeq lists its product as uncharacterized. NCBI's taxonomy places the organism in Eukaryota, Viridiplantae, Streptophyta, Magnoliopsida, Myrtales, Myrtaceae. Gene Ontology annotation, biological process: ribosome-associated ubiquitin-dependent protein catabolic process; rescue of stalled cytosolic ribosome. Gene Ontology annotation, cellular component: RQC complex. The record is from RefSeq and is a predicted model, not a curated record. The coding region runs from base 193 to 3648 and encodes 1151 amino acids. The transcript has 14 exons. Gene Ontology annotation, molecular function: zinc ion binding; ribosomal large subunit binding; tRNA binding.
UUCUUCAUCGCCGUUCGGUCGUCGUCUCGAGAUCGACUGGAGAGCUGCGGCGACGGCGAGCGCGGAGGCUCUCUCGGUGCGUUCACUCUCUCUCGUUGGGACCGGAGCUCGAUCCUCGCCGCCGUUCGGAGCUACCUGGUGAAGUGCGCGAUUUGAAGGACGGGUAGGAGGUAGAGAGAGGGAGAGGGAGAGAUGGUGAAGGUGCGGAUGAACACGGCCGAUGUGGCCGCGGAGGUGAAGUGCUUGCGCCGCCUGAUCGGCAUGCGCUGCUCCAACGUCUACGAUCUCUCUCCCAAGACGUAUGUGUUCAAGCUUAUGAAUAGCAGUGGAGUGACGGAAUCGGGAGAAAGUGAAAAGGUUCUGUUGUUGAUGGAGAGUGGCGUCCGUUUGCACACCACCGAUUAUGUAAGGGAUAAGAGUAACACUCCUUCUGGGUUUACCCUCAAGUUGAGGAAACACGUACGUACAAGAAGGCUAGAGGAUGUGAGGCAGCUUGGUUAUGACCGGAUAGUCCUCUUUCAAUUUGGCCUGGGUUUGAAUGCAUACUAUGUUAUACUGGAGCUUUAUGCCCAAGGAAAUAUUAUCCUGGCAGAUUCAGAGUUCACGGUUAUGACACUUCUCCGAUCGCACAGAGAUGAUGAUAAAGGGGUUGCAAUAAUGUCACGCCAUCGAUAUCCUACAGAAAUUUGUCGGGUAUUUGAGAGAACUACCCCUCAAAAGUUCCAGGCUGCCCUUAAACUGUCCGAAGAACAGAAUGAUGAUAAGUCUCUGAUUAAUGGAGGCCGAAAAGAUGCAUCUGAAACAUCGACUGAAAAGAAAGGAGGUCGAAAGGGAGUGAAGUCAUCUGAGUCAGGCAAAAAUACCAAUGAUGGUACUCGUGGCAGACAAGCCACUAUGAAAGUAGUUCUUGGGGAGGCCCUAGGGUAUGGACCUGCACUUUCUGAGCAUAUCAUAUUAGACUCUGAUCUGGCUCCCAAUAUGAAGUUUCCUAAAGAAGACAAGUUAGAUGAUGAGACUGUUCAAAGAUUGAUCAAAGCUGUUGGGAAAUUUGAGGAUUGGCUGCAGGAUGUGAUCUCUGGAGAUACAAUUCCUGAAGGAUACAUUUUGUUGCAGAAUAAGAAUCAGAAGAAGGAGCUUCAUGCUCCUUCUGAAACUGGAAGCCAGAUCUACGAUGAGUUCUGUCCCAUUUUGUUGAACCAAUUCAAAUCUAGGGAGAAUAUCAAAUUUCAGACUUUUGACGCAGCUUUGGAUGAGUUCUAUAGUAAAAUUGAGAGUCAACGGGCAGAACAACACCAAAAGGCAAAAGAGGACUCUGCGGUUCAAAAACUUAAUAAAAUACGCUUGGAUCAGGAAAAUCGUGCGCACACACUAAGAAGAGAAGUUGACCGCUCUGUUAAAAUGGCUGAAUUGAUAGAGUACAACUUAGAAGACGUCGAUGCAGCCAUAUUAGCUGUUCGAGUGGCUCUUGCAAAGGGUAUGAGUUGGGAGGAUCUUGCUCGCAUGGUGAAAGAAGAGAAGAAGUCGGGUAACCCUGUGGCUGGUCUUAUUGACAAACUCCAUCUGGAAAGAAACUGCAUGACAUUGCUGUUAAGCAACAACCUUGAUGAGAUGGAUGAUGACGAAAAGACAGACCCUGCGGAUAAGGUUGAAGUUGAUUUAGCAUUAUCUGCGCAUGCCAAUGCCCGUCGGUGGUAUGAACAAAAGAAAAAGCAGGAAACCAAGCAAGAAAAGACCAUUACGGCUCAUGAAAAAGCUUUCAAAGCAGCUGAGAGAAAGACGCGUCUCCAGCUUUCUCAGGAAAAGACAGUUGCAACAAUUACUCAUAUGCGCAAAGUCCAUUGGUUUGAGAAAUUUAAUUGGUUCAUCAGCAGUGAGAAUUAUUUGAUUAUCAGCGGCCGUGAUGCUCAACAGAACGAGAUGAUAGUCAAGCGUUAUAUGUCAAAAGGAGAUCUGUAUGUACAUGCUGAUCUUCAUGGAGCAUCUAGCACAGUGAUAAAGAACCACAGGCCAGAGCAAUCUAUACCUCCUCUUACUUUAAAUCAAGCUGGAUGUUUUACGGUUUGUCACAGCCAGGCAUGGGAUUCAAAGAUCAUCACCAGUGCUUGGUGGGUCUAUCCCCACCAAGUUAGUAAAACUGCUCCCACUGGUGAAUAUCUUACUGUGGGAAGUUUCAUGAUCCGUGGAAAGAAAAACUUUCUACCCCCUCACCCUCUUGUGAUGGGUUUUGGGUUGUUGUUUCGGUUGGAUGAGAGCUCUUUGGGUUCACAUUUGAAUGAAAGGAGAGUGAGAGGUGAGGAGGAGGGCAUUGAUGAUACAGAAGAAAAUGCGUCUCUCCGAGAAGAACCUGAUACUGACUCUGAGAAGGAAGUGACAGAGGAGAAAAUCUCUGCCAAGUUGGAAAGAGUUCCUGAUUCCACAACAGAAAAUUUUGAACAUGCAUCAGAAUCCACAGCUAAAGAUAAUUUCACACACAAUGCCUCUGCAAUCUCCUCUUCUAGAGGUAGUGACCACGAUAACUUCCGUAUUGCGCAGAAUGGUACCCUGAAUGGUGGCGAUGGAAACAAUAUAGCUGAUGGUUUAGUAAAUGGUGCUGCUUCAAUGAACCCACAACUGGAUGAUCUCAUUGAUAAAGCACUUGGACUUGGAUCUGCUUCCCAGCCUAGUAUGAAUUAUAGGCUUCAAGCUUCUCAAUCAGAUUCGUUGGGAGAACGCAAUCAGGAAGAGAAAAAAGUUCCAACUAAUAAUAAACCUCAUACUUCAAAAGCUGAAAGAAGAAAACUCAAGAAAGGUAUGCAGAGUAAUGUUUCUGCGGAAACACUCGUGGACGAGGGAGUCAAUAAAUCAAAGGAAAGUGGAGUUUCUGCUGAUCAUUCUGAAAAACAAGUUCAAAGUGUGAAACCUGGCGGGGGGAAAAUCAGCCGUGGGCAGAGGAGUAAACUCAAAAAGAUGAAAGAGAAGUAUGCUGAUCAGGAUGAGGAAGAAAGAAGUAUUCGCAUGGCAUUAUUGGCUUCUGCUGGAAAGGCGCAAAAGAAUGAUGUUGAGUCACUGAAGGGAAAUGCAGCUCCACACAAGGAGAAACAACCUGUUAGUGGUCCAGAAGAUGUGCAAAAAAUAUGUUACAAAUGCAAAAAGGUAGGUCACCUUUCCCGUGACUGUCCAGAGCAUCCAGACGAUGCUUCACGAAGUCAUGCGAAUGGUGAAGUUGAGGUUCCGGGUCACUUGCCUUCAGGAGAUACUGUCUCUGAUAUGGACAGAGUAACCAUGGAGGAGGAGGAUAUUCACGAAAUUGGUGACGAAGAGAAAGAAAAAUUAAACGAUGUGGACUACUUGACCGGGAAUCCACUACCUAGCGAUAUUCUCUUGUAUGCAGUCCCCGUCUGUGGGCCAUACAAUGCAGUACAAUCGUACAAAUACCGUGUGAAGAUUGUCCCUGGAACUGCAAAGAAGGGAAAAGCUGCAAAAACGGCAAUGAACUUGUUUAGCCAUAUGCCUGAGGCGACAACUAGGGAGAAGGAGUUGAUGAAGGCUUGUACAGACCCUGAGCUGGUCGCCGCGAUCGUCGGCAAUGUGAAGAUCACUGCCGCGGGUCUUAAUCAGCUAAAGCAGAAGCAAAAAAAGGCCAAGAAGAGUGGAAAACAAGAGAGGUAGCGAGAAAACAGUAGUCUGUGAUCUAACAAUAGUUGCUCUAUAAGGUUUGAAGAUGGAGAUACCGUUUUUCUUUUGAUAGAAAGUUAAUUUUUCUUGUUUUUUAAAACUUUUACAAUUCUGGAAUUUAGAGAGGUGUAAAGGAGUACUUUGUACAGAA